Teleopsis dalmanni is the source of this 1721-nucleotide messenger RNA. Its product is annotated as cytochrome P450 6g1-like. The transcript is spliced from 3 exons. Gene Ontology annotation, biological process: insecticide catabolic process; response to DDT. The coding region runs from base 36 to 1628 and encodes 530 amino acids. Lineage: Eukaryota; Metazoa; Arthropoda; Insecta; Diptera; Diopsidae. Gene Ontology annotation, molecular function: iron ion binding; monooxygenase activity; heme binding. The record is from RefSeq and is a predicted model, not a curated record.
UGUUUCAAAAAUAAAACUAUUUGUUUUUUAAUAAAAUGGCGCUGGUGUCGCAAUUAUUUUCCACAAAUUUAUUUUCGCAUUUAACGGAAGUUCUCGCGGUAUCCGUUGUGUUCUUGUCGAUAGUUUGGCUCUGGCUACAACAUCACUACAGUUAUUGGAAACGUCAAAAUGUGCCUUACAUCAAGCCAUUACCAUUAUUUGGAAACUUUAAGAAUGUGAUUACUUGGGAUGUUGACAUCUGUGCACAUUUCCAGAACUUGUACAAUCAUAAAAAUGCUAUCGAUCAACCCGUUGUGGGGUUAUUCAUGUUUAAUAAACCUUGCCUGCUAGUGCGUGAUUUAGAAAUCGUAAAAUCAGUGCUUAUCAAGGAUUUUAAUAAAUUUUCAAAUAGAUUUGCCGCAUCGGAUCCCCACUCAGACUCUUUAGGGGCCAAUAAUUUAUUUUUUGCCAAAAAUCCUAAAUGGAAAGAGAUACGUGUAAAAUUAACACCAGUGUUCACAAGUGGCAAAAUGAAACAAAUGUUUCCACUCGUUGAAGAGGUCGGACGUGAACUUGAUAAAUAUCUUUCCUCUCUACCUAUCGAUCCAGAAACAAAUGCCAUUAUGAAAGAAGUAAAAGACUUGAAUACUCUCUUUACGACAGAUGUCAUAGCUACGGUUGCAUAUGGAAUACGCGCAAAUAGUAUGAUUAAUCCUGAUGGUGAUUUUCGUACAAAUGGUAAAAGAAUAUUUGAAUUUACCAGACGCCGUGCUUUUGAAUUUACUGCAAUGUUUUUCAUGCCUAGCAUAGUGAAACUGUUUGGUUUUAAGGUAUUUUCGAAGGACACUACAAACUUCUUACGUGAAACUAUUAAUUAUGUUAUAUCGGAACGUAUAAAAUCGGGUACCACUCGGAAUGAUCUUAUUGACAUACUUGUGAACUUCCGUAAGGAAGCAGAAGCUAGCAAAGAUAAGAAUCAUUUCAUUUUGGAAGGUGAUUGUUUAGUGGCACAAGCUGCUAUUUUCUUUUCUGCUGGUUUCGAAACUUCAUCAUCUGCAAUGUCCUUCAGUUUGUAUGAAUUGGCGCGCCAUCCAAAGCUACAAGAACGCUUACGAGAGGAAAUACGUGAAGCGUUUCAAAGUAACAAUGGCGUAAUAACCUAUGACAUAAUAAAAGAUAUGAAAUUUUUACAUAAUGUCGUACAAGAAGUGUUACGUUUUUACCCACCUUUACCAUUCCUUGAUCGUACAUGUACGCUAAAAGAAGGUGAAGAAGGAUUUUCUCUUAAUCCAUAUUGUGAUUUUGCUGUACCCAAUGGUAUGCCUGUCUACAUACCAAUACAUUCGUUACAUAUGGAUCCCAAAUAUUUCCCAAAUCCAAAGAAAUUUGAUCCCGACCGAUUUGCUCCAGAAAACAAACAUUUAGUUAAUCUAAACGCGUACCUGCCCUUCGGUACAGGACCACACAAUUGCAUUGGUGAACGAUUCGGGUUAUUGCAAGCUAAGAUUGGUCUUAUAUAUUUCUUGAAAAACCAUCGUGUAACACCGUGUGAGAAAUCGUUUUCAGAAAUGAAACUCAAUCCUCGUGCACUGAUCAUACAAUCUGAUGGUGGAAUUUAUUGCAAUUUAGUGCGAGAUCCUUUACUUUAGAAAAUUUAAAUUUUCUGCUUAAGUUUAAUUUUUGUAGUUUUUUGUAAAUAUGUUAAUAAAACCUGGUUUUUUACCUUACUAUGUAAUCUUAUA